AUGAGGCCACCUCCAGCUCUGUGGCUGUGCGUAGUGACAGUGGGUGUCCAGGUGUUGUUGCUACCUAGUGGGACUGUGGCCUUCACAUCUGCCGUCAACCCUGGCUUCAGGACCAUUCUCACUCAGAAAGGCUUGAACUACGCAAAUGGGGUUGCAUUUCCACUGCUGAAGGAGAGGAUUAGCAACUUCUCAAUUCAAAAUUUCACUAAGUCUUUCAAGGUCCCAAUCAUUGGAAUGAUUACAUUCACAUUAACCAAUGCCAAGAUUCUGAGUUUGAAUUUUGGGGAUUCGUCGAUGACCCUUGCGAAAAACGGUCUCACGUUGGUCGACAAUGGGAUAUCAUUGGCACUGUCGGCUGAUUGGUCGUAUGACACUGUGUAUGGAGCGCCUAUGAACACCUCAGCAAGCGGGCCAAAUGUCAAGGGCCAUGGCACGGUGGACGUAUCAGGCAGAGGGAUAUCUCUGAAGAUGACAGUGGAUAUGACCAUGAACAAGUCAAGUGGCGGAAUCCACCUCAACUGUUCCUACUGUUCCGUUGUGACCUACACAUGGAAUGGUGUUGAGAUAGACUAUACUCUGGUGGCAGAUCCUGACUUCACUCAUUCUGGAGUUGUCAUCUUUGACAAUAAGGGGGAAUUUCGUUUGGGCAAGGACCCCCAGGAUCCCCCGUUCCCUCCCCCUCCAUUCCCAGACCCCUCUCUGAGGAACUUCUCGAAGAUGAUCUACCUCCAGGGCUCUACCUAUGUCGCCGAGUCAGCAUCCUGGGCCUUCUGGAAGGCUGGGCUUCUGUCCUAUAAUGUCUCCAAUGAACAAAUUCCAACGGGUUUCAAGACCACUGGCUUUUACUGCGCCAUUGUUUCUCCUGAGUUGUGCAAGAAGUACCCCAACAAGAAGGUCAUGUUUGGAGUAGUUGCUAGCGACUACCCCAGACUGAAUAUUACCCCGGAGUAUGCAGUAGUAAUGGGCAAAGCUCUUGCCAGUAUGUAUGUAAAGAACAAUGGACGUGAAGAAAUAGCCUUUACUUUGAAUCUGUGCUCAACAUUGAAGAACAUUCUGACAACGCUAGCACCGUCACUGGGUCUCGCCUACAUAAACAGCAUACUUGGUGCUGGUGUACCAAUUCCAGUAAUAGAUGGUGUGACGUUUAUUAACCCUUCACUUACUUUUGGAAAGGCCUCGUUGGACCGACGAAGCUACAUGUACAACCUGUUUGGUCCGGCACUCAACGGCUUCCUCAAACGAGAGCUUAACAAAAAGGCAUGUAACGAGCUCAUCAAGUGGUUUAAUGAGACGACAAAGAAAUAUAUCAAUCCCUUACCAACCACCAUUAACGUAGCUGAUGGAAUAGAGAUUGACUAUGGUCUGGUGUCGGAUGCCGACUUCUCCAGAAAAGGCAGAGUCGUCACCAAUCACAAAGGGGAAUUUCUGUUGUUGCCCAAUGCUACGGACCCCCCAUUCCAACCCCCUCCACUACCCGACCCCUCGGAAGAAGACUUCCCCAAUACGAAGAUGGUUCACGUUGUCGUCAGCAACUACGUCGCUGAAACUGCUGCAUAUGCCUUCAAAGAAGCCGGCCAACUGGCAUACAACAUAACCAGUGACAAGACGCUGUGUGACAAAUUCCCAAAGAUGAACGUGAUGCUGGGGGUAGCUGUGAGCGGUAUACCGACUCUGAACAUCACGACCAACCACACCGCCAUGGAAGCUGAAGUUGAGGUUACCAUGUUCGUAGCUAACGGCAACGGAAGAGAGGACGUGGCGUUCGUUUUAGACUUUGUGAGUAUGGAUCUCCCAACGAAAAUAGUGGAUAUCACCCUCAAAAACUCUACCAUCGGACAAUUCGAUAUUACGAAGCUAAAGGAUGUUAUUACCUACGCUUUACUUCCUCUGGGUGUCUCUUACGUCAAUAAUAAGUACACCCGACCGGGGUUCCCCAUUCCUGCAAAAGGUGGCGUAACAUUCGCCAACACUACCAUCACCGAAAGAGAGGCGUGCCAACAACUAACAAACUGGACCAACGAAUACACUAACAUGUACCUCGGCCCUCUUCCAACUACCAUAGUGUUCAGUGGAAUAGAGAUUGACUAUGGUCUGGUGUCGGAUGCCGACUUCUCCAGAAAAGGCAGAGUCGUCACCAAUCACAAAGGAGAAAUUCUAAUCCAAUCGGACCCCACAAAUCCCCCGUUCACGCCACCUCCCCUUCCCGAUCCAUCAGAGGAAAAGUUUCCCGGGUCGAAGAUGAUCUACCUCGUCAUCAGCAAAUACGUCGCAGAGUCAGCCUCGUAUGCAUUCUGGAAGGCAGGUCGAAUGACGUACAACUUGAGCACUACAGAUCUUCCACCGUUCUUACGAAAGACAAGUUUUGGUGUAACGUGCUGUGUGCUCAAAUGCAGCGGCGGAGAUGAAAUGGCGUUCGUCCUACAGUUUGUGAGUAGAAAUCUAAUUCUGAUGUCUAAUGAUACUGGCUGGUGUGCGUGCAUGUCGGAUUUCAAGGAUGCAGAAGGUGAUGUGGAUCCUUAUUUCAACAAAACAAAUAACCACCUAUGCGGUAAUGUCAGCAGUGGAAGAGUGUCGGACUUGCACACCGUGAAGACUAAUUUUGGAAAUCUAAAUUUAAAAUUUAAUAUCAAUCCAAUUCUUUUUAAUUCCUUAGACUACACACAGCCUGGUGUCCCCAUCCCUACAAACAACGGUAUAGUCUUCACUAACACGACACUCAAACUUGGAGAGGGCUAUGUUGUCAUUGGCAGUGACGUCUUGUACACGCCAGAAUUUCUCCCGAGCAACAUGACUUGCAUAUAUCACUAA
Geodia barretti is the source of this 2808-nucleotide messenger RNA. Lineage: Eukaryota; Metazoa; Porifera; Demospongiae; Tetractinellida; Geodiidae. The record is from the annotation of a GenBank genome assembly.